ACGCACAUUUUCGGUUUAUAUUUACAACACGUGAGACAUUCAAAAAUAACCAAUAUGAGUACAUUAAGCACUAGGAGAACCGAUUUUAGCAGUCGUCGUAGCACCCGGAAAACCCACAGCGGUUCAACUUCGGUCGCCUACGACAUUUACUGCGUCAAUUUCUACGACAAUGGGCUGAAGGCAGUGCGUGAAGAGUUCAUAAAGCAGAUAAAGCUUGGCCUGCGACGAUUCCUAUUUGUGAUCGAUCUGGAUACUGAGUUGGAUGACGCUCACCUAACCAACCUGCUGCCUAGUCGUCUUUCAGACAAGUUUAAAAAAGAUGUUCUGCCCACGAAACCUUUGGAUUUGACCUUGCUGCGCAUACACGAUUGUUUGACCGAAUAUGACCUUGUGAACCGUCAGAUUGAAGCGGAGCUCAGCUUUAAUAUGCUCAAGUACUAUCAGAAGCAUGUGCCUGCCCAGCUCAAGGUGCGUUCGUUAGAUUCGAAAAAGGAUAAGUCAUCUGGCAUGGAAUCCAAACGUCGUCCCGUUACCAAAUCUAAGGAGACUACCGACACCAAAUCCUUGGGCAAGAUCUCGUGCUUUGGCGUCAAUGCCAAGGAGCAUCACAGAGUGGGCAAGGGCUACCCAUUAUCCAAGCGCUUGUAUAUUAAAGAUGCGCCCUUGAAUACGACAAUACUAAUUCUGAUCAUGGGUCGAAUGAACAAUGAUUUCUAUAUGGACCUGCUCGGACACGGUCAGCCACUGCGUGGCGUGGUGCAUUUUCUGCCCGAAGAAUGCGCCUAUGAUUUGCUGGUGCCACGUCCACGUCGUGAGAAGCAACUGCUCGAGACUAUCGAGAAAAUCCAAAGGGACAUUCAUGCGCUGCGCAAGCGAACGCUUACCAAGCCGGUGGGCAUAUUCCAACAACAGCUGCCACAGAUGUCCAAGUGCCAGUCGGUUAAAUAUGCCAGCAACAUAUUUGAUCAGCUAAGCUAUUAUAUGUACGAUAUGCAAAUGUUGCGGGAACAAUACGAGGAGUACUAUGUGAAGCCAUAUCGUGAGAUCAAUGUGAAAAUGAGUGCGGACACCAGCCUGCAGGACAGCUUUCAGAUGGUCGAUUCGCUGAGCAUUCAGGGACACUAUCUAAAGGAUGAGAUGCCGGCGGUGCAUGAUGACGAUGCCAACAUCUAUCUAUAUGUGGAAUCGCUGAUGUGCACAUUCGGUGAGCCGCGUGAUCUGAUGACUGAGAUGGAGGUCCUGUUGCUGGCCAAUCCGACAUCGGCUAUACAAACCAGAGUGCUGGACAAAAUAAAAGUCUAUGCGAAUGCCUUCAAGAGCAUCAUCAAGCUGAUGAAGAUCGAACGUUUGUUUGUGGAGCAGGCCAAUACGCUGCUCUGCAGCGUUGUGAGUUAUAUGGAUCAGGAACUAAUGCGGAAUAUCUAUCAUGCAUGCUUGGAGUACAAUGUGCUGCGUCGCUAUUUCAGCACGGGCUACAUUAUAGAGAAAAUUCAUUAUACGCCCUACAGUGCGGAUUUGGAGCCGCAGCAUUUGCCCAAAUAUGCCAAAUUGUAUCUAACCGAUGAUUCGGUCACUCAGCGCAUUAUCCAACUGAUCACGGAGUAUGACAAUUAUAAAGUUGAGGAAAUUCAUCCGAAUGUUAAGCUCUAUACAUUCAAGCGUGCCCUCAAUGAGGUUAUCGAGAAACAGGAAGAGAUAACUAUACCGACGCGGCUUUGUUUUCGCGAUUUUACGCUCUAUGAGAUGCAGCAGUUCCUGCACGACUUGGUCACGCCCCAGAUGUUUGAGACGGCCAUCGAGGUGAAGCAGCAGCAGGACCCGUUGUCGGAAUAUUUCAGCACGCUUACUUUGCUCUCGGAUGAGGAUGGGUCGAAACCGUACAAUUGCCCCAGCAAUAGGCCUUAUAGCGUAACGCCCAGCGUCUUCGUACGACCCAAAUCCUUGAAGGCCAAGAGGAUAACGGAACAGCAGCGGGAGCAGGAGAAAAGGGAGAAGAUGUCACCGCGCCCGUCAAGGCUGCGCAGCAAGGAGAGCUUUCGGGUGACAAAUAAAUCGAUGCGUAGUCUCAAUUCGCGCACCCCCGUCCAUUUAAAAGAUGGCUCCAAAAAUAGCAGCGAUCAGGAGAAGCCAACGUUUAUUGGACUGGGACCCGAUCAUCCCAUGCUCAGGGGCUACAAUCUGGACGAUGGGCGUCAAACCAUCAAAUCGAAAACCUCGAAAUAUUACUUUGAGGAGGGUCUGAUAACACUCUAUGAGGAGAAGUGGAACUUUCGCCAGAUGAACAAGUGCCUGUCCAUUGAGAUUGACAAGCAGACACUGCAUCUGACCAAUGAACCGGGCCAAAUGGGUGUCGUAGCGCCAAAUAUACGAUUGCGGACACCGAAUGGCAUUAGCCUGCGGGUGAGACCGAAGGACGAGGAGUGCGCCAAGGCGGUGCUCAACUAUCCCAAUGGAGUGAGCCUCUAUUGUCAUGAUACCCAUGCGGAGCAUCUGUGGUCGGGUCAGCAGAGCGAUCUCCACGAGAGUCGACGUGUCAGCACACCCUACGGCUGUGUCAUAGUCUUCUAUAACAAUACCGAUACGGUGGUGAUUAUGCGCUAUAAUGGCGAGGUUUAUCGCUUGUAUAGCUAUGUGGACGUCAAGGGGGAGGAGGAGGGCGAAGCGGAGGAUAAUACGAGUUUCAUAAAUGCCUGCUCCACACAAUCGACGUACAGCAGCUAUAAGCCGCUGCCGAAGCGUCAUUUAAAAAAAAAGAGACGCCAACGCAAUUCCAUUUCCCAGACCAGUCGGACCACAGGCGGGGCCGACAAAUUGGGCAGGAAAGCAACCAGUCUGACGCGCGACUCCAGUUCAACAUCGUCGCAAACUUUGGCCGCACGCGCUGCCAAGGCGGAGGCACGUCAAUCACAAAUGAAACAAUCGGCGGCGCUCUUUGCCAGCAUCGAUCCGGAACUGAAAUACUUGGAGUUCAUAAUGCAGCUCUUCAAUCUGAGCUAUAAGCACCUGAAGCUAAUCACCUCGCUGGGCAGCGUGGUGCAUGUGGAGCAGGGUAAGAUACAUUGCGCCAAACCGAUCCGUGUCACCGAAUGGCAUGAUUAUUUUGCCAACGAGAGCUAUGCCAUGCGGGACGAUGGUCUGCGCAUGGUCUGGACACAUAAUAGUCUCCGAUGCUAUCACAGCGAUGGCACCGUGAUCACCUCCACAGUUGUGGAUGGCUGGGAUAAGGGCAUAAUCGAGGAUGAUAUUGAUAAGCAAAUCAGUUCCAGCAGCUCGCACUUAACGCAUUUGAAGCUAAUUGAUCGCGAAUCAGACCAAUCGACUAUAAUAUUCAUUAAUGUGCCAGCAGGUGCAUCUAUUGCCGAUGAAAUCGAAGACUUGGGGAAGUUCAAUAUAAGGGAGCCAGAAUUAAUACAGGAAAUAGAGAUUGAGGAUCAGUAUAUUUAUGAUUAUAGCUUCACAACCUAUGAGCCGGACAGCUUUCUGAUACAGCACAAGUCCUAUGCUGGCACUCAAUUCAACUUUACACACAUCAACCAGACGGACUUGAAGCUGGAGACAAAGGUCAUUGCCGCUGAUAAUCUACAAUUUCGAAUUUAUCCAUUGGCAAAGAAUGAAAUUAUGGCAGAGAAUGGAUCGUCAAAUGGCGACGAAAGCCACGAAAAGCGAACCAGUAGAGAUCAAUUUUCAUCUGAAGCGGAUGCAGACGAGUGGAGCCGGUUAACUUAUAAAAGAACAUCAGAGACACCAGCACUUAUUCCGACGCUGCAUUAUAUUGUCGAUAUCGAAGCAUCCAAUCUUCAAUUAUCCGUUCGGGAGGAUCGCAUCGAGCUUCAUGCGCAGUUGCGAAAGUUUGGCUGCGAUGAGAACGUCCUCGUGGUGCGCGACAACAUUCAGCUAAAUGUGAACAUGAGCAAGAGCCUGUCCACAGUCUUUUCCGAUUGGGUCGAGGUGUUUUAUAAAUUUAUCAAUUGCGCCUGCCCCAAAUGGCGCACCGCCUACUUUGUGGAGUCCACAACUUCCGAUUGCCGCAAAAAGGGUCUAGAGCUGUUUAAAACUGUGCCCCCACUGGGUAAUUAUAAUUUCUGUGCGGGCAACUAUUUUAUUGAUCCGGAGGAGCUGAAAGCUGUUGAUGCAUGCAUGACUAGCAAUAUAACCUGGCAGAAGGAAGACAUGCUUAAGUUUCCACGCUUUGAAGUUAAAAAGCAAGUCCCAAAAAUAAUACAAUUUCCCACUGUACUCAGCACCAGAAUAUUUGUGGAAAUACCUGCUCAGUUGGCCUACACCGAUCGCAUACACAUGUUUAUUUAUCCAUUCGAGAAAGUCAAGUUUAGAAAAUUAAAGCACCGAUUCAGCGAGGCCUUGAUCUUUCAUUUGCAUCCGCAUCUACGUGAUCUCGUGCACAAGGAGAUCAGCAAUCGCAGUUGGCGUAAUGCUCAUAUGGAGAACAAGCGUCGAGCAUUUUUGGAACAGCAGCGCCUUAGCCUAUAUGUGGCUAUGCUUAAGCACAAAGUGUAUCCCAAUUACUUUCAGUUUAAGGAUCAAUACCACAGUCAUGUGCGCAACAUUGAUUUCUUUGAGUUUAUGGCCGCCAAAUGCAAUGAGAAGACCAACCCGGAGCACUAUGAAAACGCCAAUGCUGAUGAAGAGCCUGAAACUCCUGUCAAGGAACAGACCAUGGGCAAUGAACAAAGGGGUCGUCGCAAAAAGUGUUUGUGCCCCAAAUACGAGAAAUCCUUCAAAUAGAACGCGUUUUGUGUUGCAGAUUAUAUGAAGUGUAAUAAAUAUUUU
This is a messenger RNA of Drosophila montana, 4788 nucleotides long. It is a transcript of the gene ms(2)34Fe, whose product is annotated as male sterile (2) 34Fe. The record is from RefSeq and is a predicted model, not a curated record. NCBI's taxonomy places the organism in Eukaryota, Metazoa, Arthropoda, Insecta, Diptera, Drosophilidae. The transcript has 9 exons. Bases 55 to 4743 code for a protein of 1562 amino acids.